This is a messenger RNA of Aspergillus tanneri, 1290 nucleotides long. RefSeq lists its product as uncharacterized. Bases 1 to 1290 code for a protein of 429 amino acids. The transcript has 7 exons. The record is from RefSeq and is a predicted model, not a curated record. NCBI's taxonomy places the organism in Eukaryota, Fungi, Ascomycota, Eurotiomycetes, Eurotiales, Aspergillaceae.
AUGAUAAACCGCCCGGAAGGCCCGUUCAUCCUGGACUCCAAGAUUCCGCUUAGCGUCGCCCGCUUCGCAUGCGCAUUCGGCGUGGCUGCCGUUCCUGAAGAAUCGCCAGUCUUUGCACAAAGCUGGCGGAACAGCGACAUGCAGAUUCCGGCGCAGCACCACCAGCAACCAUGCGGCUGGGUUUCGCUUUUGCCCGGAGCAGCCCUGACGCGCGUCUUCGCCGCCGAUGCCCAGCGCCAGCCAGCCGUUCCUACCUGCCGCUCAAUGCCGGUUUCCGCGGAACCUCGCUCCCCGAGUGAUGAUCAUCAUCUUCGAGGCAUAAUAUGCCCAGCUAAAAUCAAUGCGCUGGUCCGCAAUCAUAAUAGCAAUGAGACAAACGUCGGGGUCCUGGCGAUAGACUUUGUUCCACUUGAUGCGCAGGCUUCUGUUCUAUUGCGUCAUCCGGAAGUGCUGAAACAGUGGCUUAAGCAGAAAUCCGAACAUUCGCGAUCACCAGUCGAAACGGGUCUGGAAUUCAGCUUCAGCAACGGUCAUGGAUCCAUGGUUUAUGGGAGAAUCCCGGCGAUUGCCGUCCACGAAUUCUGCAGCCUGAACCGCACCCGAUGGGAUUCCGCCGGCACCAGCGCCUACGCCAGCCCCGCUGGUCGUCUGCCGCGCGAACCAGCGCCUCGGCCCGGACGAAAGCCGAAUUCGCCAGCGUUGCGAGAGCCUGAAUUUGCCGGUCAACUCCGGAAAGCAAUGCCCCAACCAUCCCGCACGCUGAAGAAAAACAGGCCAGAACAGGCUGCCGCAUUUGGUCCCACGUCCGAGAUAGGUGGGGAAGCGAUCUCCACGACGGAGUUAUCAAGCGCAUUUACUUCAACGGUGGGCGCUCGAUGCGAACCCGGCGUUCGAUGUUAUCUACGCCCAGAUACCAGUUGCGCGACCACAGAUGCCAAUUCCGCAAGGUCGAACUUUUUCCCGGUUGUGGUCACCACGGCGCGACCGGUGCGCCACCAGUGUUUCAGCCGAUUCGUUAUCCUCCUCGUGCAGCAGAUGGCAUUCGGUAGCUUCUUUCUUUGCCGUGCCGUCCGAUUCGAUCACGAAGGCGCGAAGUACUUGAUGACACCUUCGCCAACCGCACCCAAUAGACAGAUUAUUCGGGCCAUGUUUCCACCACCACCGUCACCGAAGCCGAAGGCCUGCUUACGGUGGAAUGGAGACGGGGGUCGGCAUAUGGCACGGUGGUUCGUAUUGGUUAAGGCUGGAUUCAUCAAUACUGAUAAGAGGCAGUUCGUACCAUCUCACUGA